CUCUGACUCCGCAGCAAGAACAGUACGUGCACGGACGCCGCCGUCGUCAACCUCCGCCCCACCAGGCCUGGAACCUACGUCAUCAGGGUGACGUGCCAGAAUCACGUGAGCUCUGCGACGUCGCCAGAGUUGGCGCUUCGUCUCGUCGAGCGGGUGACCAACCUUCACGGGAUUGUCGUCCUCGGACCAGUGCUGGUGUCUCGGCCCACGCGGCUUCGAGCCAUUCACACGACCGGCAGCAACUUGACCUUUGUGUGGAACUUCGGAGACGGUAGCGCUCCGGCAGUGGUCACGGACAAUCCCGAGGUGUCGCACAGGUUCACCAGGGUCCGGGAGUACUGGGUCAAGGUUGUCGCCUACAAUGUCUUCAGUCGCGCCGAGUUUGAGACGAACGUGUUCGCAAUGUUGCAGCCGUGCAACAAGCCCGAAAUUCGCAUCAACCGCCACACAAAGGUUCGUUUCGACGAAGUCGUGUUCGUGGAGGCGACCGUGAGUACGUGGUGCCCCAUCUCGACCAAGGUCCGCUACUCGUGGACAGUCCUCAACGCAACGCGGUCGCACGUUGUAUUCGAGCAGCACGGAAGUGGCGCCCUCUCCCGAAAGGACCUUGUCCUCCCUGCGGGAACACUGCCCAUCGGCCGGUACCUCCUCGCGCUCAAAGCUCGCAUGGUGCCGACGUUCGUGUACGCCGUCGAGAACGUGACCUUGACCGUGGUGCCUUCUCCGGUGAGCUUCAGCAUAGCUGGGGGCUCGUGGCGAACCAUUGGCCAGUCCGCGGUCGUCAUCCUCGAGACCGAGCUCUACCCGCCGCACCUUACCGACUACAGGAUCACUUGGAAGUGCGAGGAUUUCAACGACAACCAUGCCGAAUGUUUCACGCAACCCUUCCCAUCAUCACUGGCCAAGCGAAGCACCAGCACUCUGCGUUUCCUCACUUCUUCGCUGAACCCUAAUAUUAGUGCUUUCCUGUUCACUGCAAUGCUGACACUUGGGAAUGGCUCCUCUCGUGUUGCACAGCAAGUCCUGGAGGCAUCUACAGCAGGUCCUCGAUACCGACUCACUGAACUGAGCUGCCGGUCAUGUGGCUAUGGGAGACAAGUUCGAAGUCACAAAAGAGUGGUUCUCACAGCAUCGUGCGUGGACUGUGACACCAAGGAAGAGCUCGACUUUGAGUGGUCGCUGUGGCGCCUUGCAGACCAUGAAAUCCAUCACCAAGGUGAUGACCACUGUGACAGCGGAAGUGGCAAUAGUCGAAUAAAUUCAGACAACAGUGGAACUCAAACUGGUCGAAUUCCGCACCGCAGAGCACACGGCACUCAGCUCGGCCUAGGUCAAGCAAAUUCAGGAAGCCCAAUUCCACCAUUUCCAGAUUUUGCCAAUGGCACAGAAUCUACAAAAAAUGGCACCUAUACUACUUCAGUUCAUUUCGAAGCAAUUCCAAGCCAUCUUGUUGCCGACCUCGGAAACCGACAACAUUCUAAAGACCGGGAAAGGCACAGAAGAAUUGAUAGCAGGCUUGGUGUUGCAUCUGCAGAGAGUGCCAGGGGGCCAUUCUUCAGAAAAUUCUUCAGCCAUCCUCAAGAGAGAAUUGAAGUUGACAGCAUUGAGAGAUCGUUCCUCAAUCAUGGAUGGCUGAUCCUUAAACCAGGAACAUUGAUUGCCAGGUCUUCCUACUCAGUUCAUGUCAUAAUUCGCCAAAAAGGUUCCAGUGAGAUCAGGGGAGAAGCGAGAGAGAGAAUAACGGUUGGAGAAGGAAUCUCAGGAGGUCGGUGUGUUGUUGAGCCCCAGAACGGUGUCGCUCUGGAAACGCUCUUCACGGCAAACUGCUCUGGUUGGAAAGGCGGCCGAAAACCGUACACGUACAUCAUCAGCUACAGCCUGUCUCCUGGUGGCACCUGGCAACAACUGUAUCGCGGAUCUCAUUCCACCUCCUCAUUUUGGCUGCCUACUGGAAAGACCACACUGAGCAACAAUGUGUACGUCAGCAUGGUCGUGCAAGAUGGUGACGGCUUUCAGUCAUGCGUUCCACAGACCAGCAUGGUGAAAGUUCUGAAUGGCAAUCUCUUUGACAUCAAAAACAAAACUUUCCACCUUUUACCAAAGAUUACCCAGGUCUUUUACGAUCAGCAAUACCACACAGCAAUGAACAAGCUGCAAGUGCUUGUAAUUGUGCUCCAAAGUUUCGUGGUGUCUGCAAGCUACUUGCACACACACCAACUUGACUACUUGACAAACACCUGGCGAUUUGCUGUGCGAAUUCUUCGAAACUUGGAACCUUUUCCUGUUAACGUUGUGCAAGCUUUCAUUCAAACGUGGAAUGUCAUUGUGAAGCCACCAUUUCUGGGACAAGAGCAUGAUCUAAUUGCUGCAUCGCAGCUGCUUCGAUCCUUUGCUGAAGAUGUUCGGUCCAGGCGACAGGUCAAAAGCUUGGAAAGUGUAUUGCAAGAACUCGUCACAGCUCUGGGCCAUCUAAUAAAAUCGGCACAGAAACUGAAUCUCCUCACGUGGCACAUGUUCUGCGAACACAUUCACAACAUUGAAGGCAUGAUAAAGAACUUCAUUAGGGACAACUAUGUUCCUCAGGAGACGCUGCAUAUUUCCUCAGCCUGGCUUGAGCUCACCGUUUCUGUUGCUUCCACUGGUGGGCAAUGCUCUGCGACCUCAGAAACAACCAGUCGUCAUGAAAACUCUGGCACAAUAUUGCACGACCCCACUUUUGCAAUCAGUAUGGAUGCCGCUCAGAAGCAGCCUACAGAUUGCUUUACGUACAAGUUUCCUUUCCUGGCAUUUGGCAUUCCUCAAUCGUCACUAAAUCUCUGGCUGUCAAGUGUGGCAUCUACCUUUGCCAUAAACCCGAGUGCCACAAUUCCUGAGCAGGAAGCUCACGUAGUGAAUUUCACUCUUCAACAUGUGCAGCACAAAAAAGAAUUCCUCCUGAACCCUGGCACUGCUCAUGUGCACAAGCUUACUAAUGUCCAAGAUCUGUCCCAGUUUCACCUGUACGUAAGAGUGGAGGUGGGGCACUUUGCCGAUGGUCUUCAAGUGUACCUGAGUGAUGGCACUGAACAGCUGGGCUCAUCCCAUGGAAUCACAGUUCAUCGAAUGUCUCUUAUGACAGACCUUUAUGUUAACAAGGCAGCUUUGAAAGACUGCAAGGAUUGCCAUCUAACUGUUGUGCAAAUACCAGAACGCAUUGGCAAUUGGAAGUUAACUUAUGGUUCUUCAAGCUUGACAUAUCAACUGCAAGGCUUUGGGCAGCAGUGCUUGCAGUUCCACCCGGAAAACAAUGAGUGGAACAUGCACAGCUGCUCUGUGACUGGCGCAACAAAUGCAUAUUCCAUCGAAUGCAAAUGCAAAGGUGGACGCCCCAUCAUAUCAGGGAUCUGGCAUGCUCUCGAAACACAGCUCCAAGAACUGCCGGUGCACAAGAUAAUUGGGAAAGAGAUCAACUGGCUCGUUAUAUUAUUCUUGAUGGUGACUGCAGCAGCUUACGCCCUCGCAUCGGGCUGGUUAUGCUGUGGUGUUGAUGGUUCAAGAAAAGAAGUGCACGUAUUUUCACUGAAGACGGCACGACGGACUGCACGGCACCUGUACUUGAUCACCGUGCGAACUGGGCCUUACCUAAUGCGGGAACGUCAGCAGCGGUGUCAGUCAUACUUCAUGGAGAGGCAGGAGAUUCAGAAGUCAUAAGGCUUGCCGACAGCUGCCCAGUUUUUCGGAGAUGUUCCACAGUUGCCUUCUUGGCUGGCACAGACUUCACGCUGGGAAAUCUUGUGAGUGUGGAAGUCUGGCAUGACAACUCUGGAGAAUUUCCAUCUUGGUUCUUGGAGGAUAUCACUGCGGUUCACUGGAAUACACAAGAAUCUUGGCACUUCGUUUUCAAUGAGUGGUUUUCAGUGAACAGCGAGGAUGGAAGAAUCGAAAGGGAGGCAUUUGCUUCAAGACACAGUCCUCAUUUGCUAAUGGCACUGCAGCGCACGUUUGUGCGUGUACUCAAUGAGCACCACCUAUGGCACUCUGUUGUGACAAUGAACAGCUGCUCUUGCUUCUCUCGUGGCCAGCGGAUCUUACUGUGCUUUUCUACGGUGCUUCUUUCAAGCGCGGUUAGUGCGCUUCGGAUCUACUUUGCAGAUGAUGAGUCAGUUGCAACUGGUCCAUCGACAGUAUACAUUGUUGAAUCAGGCCUCAUUAGUCUGAUUACCCACUUCAUUCACCAAAUCUGCACAGCAAUCUUCAGAAACUGGAACUGUGUGGUGUUGCUGCGAAAUGUGUGGUCCAUGUUCAUAAUGCUGCUUUCCUGGAUUUCGUACACAAUGUUUCAUGGGGUAGUUCGAAGAGAUCAAACUCCCUCCAUCUCAUCAUCCUACAACAGCUUCCCAUCCAGUGACGGCCUUGACGCACUGUACGACAUAUACAGGAUGCAGGCGUAUGGCAAUCGAAGCAGGGUUGGUGGCCGGCCUUUCACUUGUCACAGCUCAACCAAGAAGAGGUCAGCUUCAGUUACAGUACUGGUGGUUCUCCUCAGCUGAGAGAUGGUCAGUUGCACCAAGAAGAAAGUGGGCCUGCCCUUAACACGGAAGAAUCUGAUGAACAUGGAGCAGUGGGUGG
Rhipicephalus microplus (southern cattle tick) is the source of this 4608-nucleotide messenger RNA. RefSeq lists its product as uncharacterized. Gene Ontology annotation, biological process: calcium ion transport. Gene Ontology annotation, molecular function: protein binding; monoatomic cation channel activity. NCBI's taxonomy places the organism in Eukaryota, Metazoa, Arthropoda, Arachnida, Ixodida, Ixodidae. Gene Ontology annotation, cellular component: plasma membrane. The record is from RefSeq and is a predicted model, not a curated record.